GCUGACUUCACUUUAUAAAUGUUCGAUCUCUUGUAACUACGUCGAGGCUAGAGCUUUUUGGGAUAACACUUUUCGGUAAUUAUUAUUUUACUCGUUGCUUACAGUGUGAUUUAGAAAAAAAAUAUUAUUAUUCUAGUCAGAGACAUGGCUUUGAGCGUGGCAUUACCUAUAGUUGACUUGGAGACUGAGAAUUUUAAUUCAUUCAGCUCAUUCGGGCAUAUCAUAGACAUAGCGGGCCUUUCUCAAUCCCAGUCAAGCCCGAGUCCAUCAAUCUCCAGUGAAUCUAGCGGUAUCGGCUCUCUGGGAUCGCUUAAAUCAGAGUCUGUGAACAGUGACUCCUUGCCGUCUAGUCCUCAGACGACAGAGAAGAAAAUCUUUGACCCUGUUGUGCAGCCACAGCCUCGCCCCAAGGAAAACAUUGAAGAUGUUAAAAUUAAUUAUGGGGGCCGUGAUCUUCUCAAUUUGAUGUCUAAUCUCACUGAUUCGAGGUGGAGCUACCGUGCUACGGUGCUGCCACCAAACAAUCCAGCGCUGUUCUUUGCCAACCGUUCACAGUAUCAUCGACUUGGGCCAUAUGCGACUCGCACACAGUAUGUAAAAGACACUUGCCGUGACUGCGGCUUCACAUGGGUGGUAGCUGCCACAGAUUGACGUGACAAUGCAUUAAUGUAAACAUUGAAUAAACUAAGGUUGAGUGGGUACGACUGGGACACAUCAGGGUGCAUAUCAACUUCUCUGUCACAUAAUGGUGGCCAUGAUGCCAUUGUUAAACAUAAGCCAAUAACAAGUUUUAACUGUUUAUGCAUUAUUGACGACUUGUCUUUACGAAGGGCAAAGACAUUGUUAUUAAUUAUAUUAAUUUUUACUUGUUUUAUAUUUUAAUUAUUUAUUAUAACUAAUGAAAUGUAUUACUUGAUAUAAUUUGAGCAAUACCUAUAAAGUUCCUUGAGUGCUGAUGUUGUUGGCUUUGUGACAAUUUCCUAUUUAUUAUGUAGAUGUGUAUAUGUCUCCCUUUUGUGGCCCAGUCCUUUAGAUGACUGUGGAAUAUUUAUAUGGUUAUCGUCACGCGCAUUCGUAGAGUUAAAUUUUAAACGUGACUUAAUACUGUGAUCUUAAUUUAAACAAAGCAAUUUUUGACAAAUUCUGUGAAUUGGACGCGCGACGAUACAUUACUUUCGUUUUUAUUUUAACUUAUUUGUUUGUGUGAUAUUGUUAGGCUUAAUUAAUGCUAUGAACUUGCAUUGCCAUAAGAUUUGCAGACUUAUUCCAAAUGAGCAUUUCUGGGUCCUUCUCUAAAAAAGUUCACACUGAUAAUAAUUCGAAUCAAAAUUACUCUGAAUUCACACUUAGACCUCUUAUAGUAAAAACAUAUUUAAAAUUAACUUAUAUUAUGCUAUAAUUAGUUCCUCUUAGAAAUGUUAAUAAUUUGAUAUCCAAAGAAUCUUAAUUGUUUAAUGUGCAUAUUAUAUUAACUAUAAAUAAUAAUAUAAUAAAUAAUAAUUGUGGACCAGCACAAUUUAUAUUGAUUAGUAUAAAAUACAAUAAUUAGAGUGAGAUCGACCAGUGGAUUGUAAUAUGUCCAUUUACUCUUAAAGCAAUAUUUAAAUUAUGGACAUUUAUCAUAAUGAGUUAUACACUUCCCACCAUUACAUGUAAUAGUUAUUAUUUAAAUAUUGUUUUAUUAUUAUUAUUAUUAUUCUUUAGUCUUUAGAAAUAAUGUUUUAGAUAUAUUCCACAGUCAUUCAAUCAAUUGGAUCGUCAUUGUUUUAACCAAAAGGCUGCUUCUCGGAUGUUAUUAAAGUUUACGAUUAUAACGAGAUAGGCACGAAUUUAAAGCCAAGCUAUAGGUUAAUUUUAAGAUUUAAUUAUUGUUGGAUUUACCGUCCGAGCAUUACAUAAUAAUAGUGUUGACCAUAUAAUUUAGAUUAUACAUUCUUGACACAAUACCCUAUAAUCAAAUACCUAUCGAAUUGAUGAGAUAGCUUGAACUCAUUUAAUAUUAUAACGAGCCCAUGCGGAACAUAGUCAAAAUGGGUUAUCAGUGCAUAUCAUCACAAAUUAAUGCAGAGGUUAGAUAUUCUAAGGUAUUAGUAGUUGUUACAGACCGUUUAAAAACGUUUGAGUCAUUGAUAUGCCCAGAUGCUGGGUUCUCUAGUGAAAUUAUUGUAAGUGUCAUUGACAGACUGGCAAUAUCUCUAUGUAUGUGCAUAUAUAAAAUGUAAUAUUCGUGGUCUCUUAAUUUAGUCAAGAUAUUUAAUAGUGUGAGUCUCUUCGAUUACAAUGUAAGUAAUGUAUAACAUACUAACUAUAACGAUUAAUAAUUGAUACUGUCCUUUUGUGCAACUUUAGUUCUGCUACGUUGUGAUCAGCUUUAAAUUGGAACUGGAGUAUUUCUACACAAUAAUGUUGACAUAUUUCCCACAAAGUUAUUUUUAUAAAAAAAAAAAAUGUUGAUAUGAGACAAUACAGUACGUAGUUUUUCAAAAUUUUCUUUAUAAUAUACGGAGUUCGCUUAAAAGGUUUGGCAAAUGUUUUGGAAGGGACCAACAUCCAUGCAAUGAUUUAAGUAUAUUAUUGAAUUGUUUUAUUUGUUUAUCGUAGUAGCCAAAUUUUAUAUCAGAGCAGUUGUUAUCGCGAUCAAAAUUGUUUUAGGUAUUGCAUUUUCAUAUCAACUGCUUUAGUCAUCGUAACACGCUUAUUCCGUUGUCUGUUAUCAAUUGACAGGGGCUAUGAACACAACCCAUUACGAUUUAGUUAAAACGUUUAUAUACAUAAUCAAUUUAUAUUUGUAUAUUUAUGAUUCAGUGUGUAAUUACUGAACAUAUAGCAUGGAUCUCAGAAUGCAGCUAACAAUAACAUUCGUCUAAAAGAUGCCUCCAACAUAAUCUUGGUGGCGAAUAGGUAUAUAGUAUUUAACAGGUAUCAUUGAUGCUUAAUGUGCUAUAUCCUCAGUCACAUACUCACAAAUGGUUGUUAUUGGUUUUAAAAUCAAAUGUUGCAUUCAAUUAUUUUUAGUUUGUAAUAUUUUAAAAAGCUGCAAUCGAAUGUAGUUCAAAGGAAAGUAUUUGGAGCGAUACGCACAGAUAUAGUUUAGCUCUUGUUGUGAAUGUCUCCUAUAAGUUUAGUAUCGAUUCCCUGUUGGCCCUUGCGAGCGGCGGCCGAGUCUAGUGGCCGACCGCCUUCUCUUUGUCCAACUAAAGAGGUCGAGGUGCGAUGCAAUAUUUGCAUUCCAAUUUUGUGUUAAUUUAGCAGCAGAGGGUAGUAGUUGUUAAUUUUUAUUUAAUCCGCAUUGCCAAAUAUUUUGGUUGUUGUGCUAUUUAUUUAACAAAAAAUUUCUAAAAAUAUCAAUUUAGUACCUUCCAUUGAUAAGUGUCUUCAAAUAAUUUUAUAAUGUUUUAAUCAUUUCAAUUUUAUGCAUUUUAUUUUAAUUAGUCAAAUCAUAUACUUGAUAUUAUACAUAAUAAUAAUAAUACGUUAUAUUAUAUAUAUUGUUCAUUCAUAUUAUAUUUGAAUAUUUUUUUCUCAUUGAACUGUAGUCAAAUGACAGUAUUUUUAUAAUGAAAAUGUAUAAGGAUGAAGGGUUUUUUGGCUAGACGAUGCGACCGCCAAAGCCCUCUUACCCGCUGAUGCCACCCCGUGGCGCUGUGCCGGCAACUGCGGCAGAGGCGGCUGCUCGUCCAGCGUGUAUUAUAUCUGAUAAGCAUUAUGUAGGUUUAGCGAAAUAGAAUUAACUCGGAGAUGAACUCCAAGUACCAAAACUUAUUGGUUCAAUGUUGUUCUCGUAUUAUGGUGAUAUAGUGCACCGCGCGCGGUGCAGAGCUCAAUAUUUUUAGUAACCCUUAAGAAAAUUAAUACCUCUUUUGAAAAGAAUAUAAUAUAUAUAUAUUAUAUAGUAUAUCCAAUCGAUAAUCACAUAUGUAUUUCCCCGUUUAUUUUGAUGUGAUAUCAUAAAUGACUGAUCUGAAUUUAGUUUUUAAGUUGGUUAUUGAUAUGCAGUGCUAUUUCGAGAGUGUAAUUAAGAUUUAAUAUUGAAAGUGCCAAUGCUCGUAAUUUAAUCUAUAUGAUGACUGUUCCUCUAUGUUUCUAGCUAUUUGUGAGAACUAGGCCCAACCCUCUGGGCCUAGAUCGUUACUACACCUUCAUAAAUUUCAGUAUAAGCCUCUUGUAAGACUAAGUUAAUGACUAUAAUGAAAUCACGUAACGUGCACAAUCUCAAUAAUGCUUGCAAUAUUAUGUAUUUAAAUCCUCACUUAUAAUUUAAUCCAGCGUAAUGUUAAGAGUACAAUAUGAGAUGAUGUUAUAUCAUUCUAGUAUCAAAAUUAGCCGAAGAUGUUUAAUAUUAUUAUUAGUUAGGUAAAAUUUUAACAUAGCUUCGUAUAAUUGGGAUGUUUUAGUAUUUGGUAGUGUAUAAUUACGGCGUAGUGGCAAGCAAAAUGUCUCGUGAAUGAAGUAAUGUUUUGUGGCAAUAAUACUCGAUGUAAGUUCCCUGCCAAGAGAGUGUACAGGGUCGCGUGCCGGCUGCGCUCGCGCCCCCUAACGGGCUCGUGUAUACACAACUGAACUAUAGACACUAGAACUUUAUUUGUUGUAAUUAUAAUAAUAGCCGUAGGUAUUUUAUCGUACUUAAAUAAAUAAUUAUUCUUGCGAUGCCUUAAUUCUGGUUGUCAAUUAGACAUGUCUGCCUAGAGUGUUAUCAUUGUUUUUAUUUAUUUUAAUUUUUUGCUGUUCCGGCUUCCUCCGUGAACUUCCAGUCCAGGCUGUUCUUCGUAAAAUGAUUUUGAGGUCGAUUUAUUUUUACCUAAGUGUUCUUAUUAAAUGUUACCAAAAUGUUUUUAAUAAAAUAUUUUUAUAUGUA
Galleria mellonella (greater wax moth) is the source of this 4855-nucleotide messenger RNA. RefSeq lists its product as uncharacterized. The coding region runs from base 145 to 651 and encodes 168 amino acids. Lineage: Eukaryota; Metazoa; Arthropoda; Insecta; Lepidoptera; Pyralidae. The record is from RefSeq and is a predicted model, not a curated record. The transcript is spliced from 3 exons.